AAAAAACUGGACGCCGGCAGCCAUAUUUGAUUUGCUUUUGCUUGGGUUAACUUUUCGAAGACAGUAAGCUAAAAACUAAUAUUGAGUGCGAACAAAAAAUAAGUGCAUAUAUUGUUGUGAAACACAGAAGUAUUAACUGUUUAUAAAAAAUAAAUAAAUAUUAUAGAUUUCCAUGAUUGCUUCGUUUCUGAACUUGGAAGCGGAUUGUUGACGUAGCGAUGUCGGGCGGGCGACUGGUGGUGCUGGACCGGACUGGGCAGCGGGUGAAGCGGUACCCGCUGGGCUCGGGGCUGGCGACGCUGGGCAGCCACCCGCGCUGCGACAUCCGCGUCAUGCUGCCCAGCGUCUGCGAGCACCACGCCACCGUCGUAGUGCACGCCACUCAGACCGUGGUCCGGAACGUGGGCACUGGUUCGACGCUGGUUAACGGGCAGCCCGUGAGUGUGGCGGCUCUGCAUCACGGCGACAUCAUCACCAUCUGCGAGCGACACCUGCGCUGGGAGUAUUCCCAGCCCCGGAGCGCCCGCCCGCAGUCGCAACUUCACCCGGUGCUGUACACGGCUGGAGGCGAGACGGGGGCGGGGUCAGGCAGGCAGGUCCGCACUCGCCGGCGCGGCAGCGCGGGGGGCGCGCCCACUCCGCGCUCGCCCUCCCUGCAGCUGGCCCUGGAGCUGCAGCACCGCGCCUCCACGCCCGGCAGUGCCGGCGGCAAGCAGGUGGCUGUAGUGCAGCCACAACGGAGAGAUACGCCACAACAGAAUGGGGCCACCUCGCCUAGGAACAGUUCCCAGGGUAUGAUAGAACGGAAUAGCGAGGCUCAAGAGGGUCGGAGUGUCCGCGGCGCCACCAAAGCCUGGAUAUGGAUAGAGUCCAGGAAGACCUCUCCCAGGGCUGCUAAGUGUAACGCGUGGCCUUCGUCGGCCCGUAAGGCUCCUCCCCUACGAGAAGCGGCCAUGAGGAGAGCCGCCUCUCUCACCAAACUGCAGCACUCGCCUCUCGACCAAACGAAACAAGCUGCCAUAAUGUUGAUGACGGGCCACACACCCAAGUCGAAGCUGUCCACCAGCCAGGCCCGCAGGACUCCCUCGUUCCUAGUGAAGAAACCCAGCCCCGUGGCCACGCCGAGGGGGAGCAACAGUCUCUCCUCAGGUGGAAACACUUCCACGAGGAAGGCAAGCGCUAGGAAGAGUAGCAGCAGAAAUAGAGGAGCCAGCUCGGUUUCUGUACUGGAGAUAAGCGACUCGAGCCCCAGUCCGUCUACUCCGAGCGCUCGUUCUUCGAGAACCUCGCAACAGAGCCGAGGGGAUUUCUAUGGAGUCGGUAAAAAGGGUGGUCUCAAAUCACCUCCUUUACCGACUCCAAAGAAAUCUGCUAUGAAAGACCCGAAGAAGUCCUCCAGAAAAACGGAGUCCAUCAAAUUUGACUUGAGCAAUUUAGAAAACUGCUCCCAACUUUCUGACGAACUCACGAACAAAUCUCAGAGGACGCUCCCCGAAGGCGGCUUCACUCUUUUCCAUGACACGUCCAGCGAUGUAUCUAUUCUAUCGAGUCCAUCGCCGAGAAUAUCCCAACAUUCUCCCAGCAGUAGGAUACUAGACAAAUCUCUGGGUGCGAGUGUUAAAGAAUCUCCCGCCAUAAGAAGUGCCAGAAGCACGUUUACCAUACAAUCUCCUCCGCCAUCGAGAAAGACCUCCCGCGGGAGUGUCAUCAUACAGAAAGCCUUGGAGAGCAUCAACGAAUCUGGCAGAUCUUCGCGAAGAUCGACCAAAACUGUGACCGACACUCUGAGCCCACGAUCGCCGCCGAACAAUCUCGAGACUUACUCCAUAGUAGAUUUAGUUUCCAUGGAAUCGAACGAAACGAAAAAGACCUCGUCCGUGUACGAUUCGGCGGGAUCGGCCGACAGCAGUCCCGCAGCGUUCAAGACUCCCGACAACACUUCGGUCAGGAAGACCAGGUCGACCAUCGACCGGGCUUUAGUCGACUCCAGCACGCCUUACGUCCGGAAAGUCACGAGGAAAUCGUUGGCCAAGCCCCGUUCAAACCCCGACUUAUCCGAUCGGAGAUACGUUCCCGGGAACGAAUCCCGGACCUCCGUUCCAACUUCGGGAUCUUCUCGACGCUCAAAGUCCACGACGACCCCAGAAAAUACCUUGAAACAUAUAUCGGUGAACAGCACAAGGAUCUCCAGAUCGUCAAGAAAGCGGUCGCGAAUCAACGACACCGACUCGAUCCUGAUAUCCGACAACUCGCACGUGGAAGACGAAUCGCCGAGGUCUUCCAAGAAGAGUUUGUCCAAAUCGAGCCGACAGCUAAAGCGGAGCACCGGCAAAGUAUCUCCUAACGUGCAGCGGAAGAGUACUAGAAGGAGCGGGGGAUCCCCUCCCACCGCUGUUACACAAACCGAGGGAAUGAGCACUCCGGAACAAAGACACAGCCCCGAGGAAGUCGGCACUCCGGUGCUGAGCAUCCAGAGCCUUCUGGACUCCAGCCAGAGUUCGCUCGCAUCGCUAAACUCCAAUAAAAAAAGUCGAGUGUCGGUCAACGUCAAACGGAAGACUAUCGGCGCGAUCCGUUUGGAGGCCAAAGGGCGUCACACAGGAUGGAAAUCCAAAUCUAAAUCCCUCAGUUUCACCGCCCGUCGCGGCUUGCUACGGCUCAGCAAAGAUUCUUCGGAUAAAGAGGAAGCUCAGGCGGACGAAAAAAUGGUGACGCCGAAGAGCGCCGUCAAACUGGUGCAGGAAGCCGUGAAGAAUAAGCACUCUACCGCGAAGAAGCCGCAGUCGAAACGGUCAAUCAUAGACAACCUGGACGAGUCCGACAUCGUCAAGCAGCUAUUCAACAGUCCCGUUAAAAGGAAGCUGUCUCAGAGCAUGACGGAGUUUUCCAGGAAGCAGCUGUUCGACGACGAAGAAAUGGAUACUGUGAGGCGUCCUACACGAAACACGGUCGCGCUGACGGGAAGAACUCCCGACCGCUCCGUCAUCGACAAUACCGAUGUGUACACUCCAGAGCGGUUUGUCAGCCCCAUGGGAUCUACCAACAGCCCUGACUUGACCGGUAUCGACCGUUUGUUCCGCAAGAAUUCGCCGAACAACGAUCUUUCGGACAUAAGAGGCGUGAAGUCGCUAUUGCGAUCGCCGCGAACGAGGAAAUCCGUCCGAAACGACCUGACCGACGUCUACGGAGUCAAGAGAGUGUUCGCCAAAUCGCCCAAGAACAGACUGAGCGAUGUCGCAGUCAAAGAAGUGUUCACUGCGCAACCUAAGGACGACUUACGUCGCGUCUCCGGAGUCAAGAGCUUGUUCCGUUCGCAGAAGAAUAAAUCGCCGAGAAACGACUUGACCGACGUGAGAGGCGUCAAGAAAUUAUUCCAGAGAAAUAGCCCUGUCAACGACCUGCGUAGAGUGUCCGGUGUGAAACGCACUCUGCGCAGGUAUUCGCCUCGGAACGACCUCCGGGACGUAAGGGGCGUGAAACGGAUGUACGGCGAGGCGAAGAGAAAGGACGAUUUGAACGACUUGAGCGGAGUCGAGGAACUGUUCAACGAGUCCUUCCCUGCCAGAAACACGGAUAGAACGUUCGACCAAUUGCUGGGGAAGCCCCCUAUUAAAGCAGUUUACUCCAAGAGUUUCUUGAAGAAGACGUCUGUGAAGCCUAAGACACGCAAAGCGAAGUCGCUGCAUGUAUCUUAUGACAUGAUAACGAACAACGUGGAGGAGUGGUUGGAGCAGGAGCUGCAGAAACGCUUGCACAGGGACAACGACGAGAAGAAGAAUCGAGAGCUUCAGAAGUUGGUCACCGACACUGUAGAGGGUAUAUCUCCUCUCCGCGAGUCGCGGGUCCGUCGAAGCGUCGCUACCAAAUCAGUAGAGGACAGAAUGUCGGCCGGGAACAAUUAUAGCUCACACGCGCUGCCGCUCAAGAAGCGAUCGUUGGCCGAAAGAGAUAGCUCCCGGCCCAUCACCGGCGACGGCGAUAUGAAGGGCGACCACAACCACGCGAAUGGACAGGAAAGUUUAUUACCGCUAAAGAAGCGCAUGAUACACUCGACCCCGAAGAAGGGGCCCCUCUACCGCCCCGUUAUUACCACUAUCAGUGUCUCGCCAAUACCCACGCCUGAUGCACAAGUUACUUACAUUAGUUCUUCAGAACAACAACCGAAAGAGCAACUGGGUGUAUCCAAAUCUAAGCGAGUGACGAGACAGAAACAGGCUAUAGAAAUCCAUCCAAAGAACACCAGGGCAAAGAUGCAAGUGGAAAAGGACAAUGUUCAAGCUGUCCCUCCUACCAAAUUACAGGCUGAAGAAAAACUUUCAAAGAAUACUAGACAAAAGAACCAAGCCAAAGAAGACAAAAUCCCUUCAGCUCCCGAAUCAAAAAAUACACGCGCAAGAAACACUAGGGCUAAGAAACCGGCAGACGAUAAGACAACUACCGCUCCUAAAGUACAGGAACCAGUUGAAGAUAUACGUACCAAGAUUAAUAGAGGAAGAAAAAUUACAGUCGAAAAGGAAAUCUCUCAAGUUCCUACUCCCAAACAGACGAGAGGGCGCGGCCAAACAGUUGGACAAAAAUCUCAACCUAAAGAAAGCGCAAAGAAGGCUAGAACUCGCAAAGCUGCAGCGGAGAAACCGAAUCAAAGCCCACCCAAAAGGACUCGCGCUAAAGUCCAAAAUGCCGUCGUUGUGGUCUCGAAACCGUCUCCCCAACUGAAGCCUAGGGGUAAAGCUGAAGCCGCAACGAGGAUAUCUCGCAAGACCACCGCCAAUGUAACAGAAACGAAAAGACAGAAGGUGGAGCCACCCAAACAGGCGAAGAAUGCACCGGUUGUAGUUGAAAUCAAACGGGGACGCAGAACGAGGAAUGUGGAGGAGAAAGAAGAUAAAGCGCAAACGAAGCCUGAUGCUGAACCGAAGAGGACCAGAAGCCGCAGCCUGAAGAAGCAAGAGAGCACUCAGUCGGAGCCGACUACCACCAGGGGGCGACCUAACUUGACCAAUAUCCACAACACAGUAUUGCCAGAAGUCAGGGGAAGGAAGCGUAAAAGCGACGUAGAACCCGAGGUGCCAAACAAAAAACUUAAAAGCACUGGAAAAAGCUCAUCGGAGGAGGCUGGCAAGAUUAAUGCCAGAAACGCUGGCAGAGCGAAAGCUGCGGUUCCUGUUCAAGAGAGCAAUACGCGCUCGAAGAGAACCGCCGCCGGGGACAGCAAACCACCCGUCGCUACCAAAAAUAACAAGAAUGCAUCGGAGCCGGCGGCGGCUAAGACUACACGCAAAAGGAACGCUGAAAUGGCAGCGUCGCCCGCUAAAGCAUCGCCGCAGAAGGAGCUCGUCACUCGCGUCACUCGCGCCCGGAGCGCUGCCGCCAAACCGUCAACGAAAACUACAAGCCGCACCGCAUGGAGAUAAUAAUCAUACCUUCAUGCAAUGAAAUAAGUACAAAUUACAAUAAAAUGCGCAUCAGGUAGUAUUAUUAGUUGUGGACCUUAUUGUUAUGCUGGGAUUUGACUUGGCUAUUCCUAUUCGCCUUUGUAAACUUGACAGCAUUCGCUAUUUUUCAUUCCCUAUAGAUUGUGAUAAAGAUAUGCUGUUGUUGUCAAAAGUAUACAUUAAACGCCAUGUCAAAUGCUAAUAUUAUAUAAUGGAAAGGAUAGUCUUUAAUAAUAUUAAACUUUGUGAUCAAUGUGUUCUGUAAUUUAGCUCAAAUACACGUAUACGGUUUCACGUGACGAGAUGUAGUUUUGUAAACGUUUACAGUUUGUUACAUGUAUAGACAAUAUUAAGAUUAGAAUUCUUGCGACAUAUUUGCAAAGUGGAAAUUUAAUUAAAUGUUACAAAACGGCCACGAUGCUGUUUUUAAUUUCAAACUAGUGUUAUUUUUACAAGCUUUUAUUUAACUUGCUAUGUAUGUUUGUUACGGUCAAAUCUUACAACUCAAUUUUAAAGCACUUGCCCUCAACCGAUUAAGCUGAAAUUUGGUAUGCUCGUUCAGUUCGGAUGACAAUGCAUGAUUAACAGUGUGACGUCAUUCUAAAUCCAAUAUGGCGGCAUACCCAAAAUGGCGGACCAAUCAUUUUUAAUGCAUUCCUGCAAUAUGGGUAUCAAGUUAAAGGGCUUGCUGAGAAAAAAAUGUGACGUCACUCUCAAUCCAAUAUGGCGGACUUCUAAAAUUUGAAAAUCUAUUUAGAAACAGAUAUCUUUAACUAAUUUAGUUGAAAUUUUCUUUUUUUCUUUUUACGCAUUUGAAUAAAAGCUUGUUUUUAAAAAGGUUUUUCUAUUCUUAAAACGUAUUGUUCGUCAAGUUCUAUGUGUUAAUGAAAAAUGGAAUUUAAUUUUACAGAUCAUUUCUAGGACAUGUUUUCAGUUUCAUUUUCACAAGCUAUAUUUUUUUCGUUUAUGCCAGGACAUAGAAUUGAAAUUCCUUCUAAAUUGUGUUGUAAAAUAAAUCGUACAAUAAAUAAAUCCUUUAUACACCGAAAAAUAUUUAGAUCUUAAUUUAUAUAUCUAUUUUUUAAGUUUUUUUUUUGUAGGAAAACUACGUAUUUUGUGUGAUUAUUAAGGACUUAUUUUAUUAUUUCGCUUUCACUUUUGAUAGUUAACAUUAAUUUGGGGUCGACCUCCUAAUCAUGUGUAAAUACGAUGAAUGUUUCUGGAGAUAAUGGUUGCUUUCCAAUUACAGAGCAUAAUGCGACUCAGUGCCGCACAAUGCCCAAUUAUGCUGAUGCUUAAUUGGAACGUGAAUUAGUUUUCAAAUGCACCAGCAGAGUGCGCUAAGUUCAGUGUUGAAAAAAAAAGUCAAUGUUUGUACCUUCAUCCAUACUUAUAUUUAUUUUUUAACAGUUUGAAUGAACUUUGAUUAUUUAAAAAAAACUAUUUAAUGAAACGAAAGCUUUAAUAAUUUUUCAACAAUAAAUAAUAUUACUAACGAUAACAUAUAAAUAAAACGUUUCGAUCAAUGCCAACUUAAAGAAAAAACACUUGUUAAUUUUCUGUCUCUAAGUUGGUACGAUUGCACGCAUCACACGAAAGCAUCACUUCUGAGAGUGCUCAAUUGUGCGAAGCGUUGCUGUAGUUGGAACACUCAACGUUAAGCAUUAUGCCGCAUAAUGCAUUAUAAUGCUGUAAUUGGAAAGCAACCAAUAAUUAUUUUUUGUGGCUAUAUUAGUACCUGCACUUGCUCCAGUGAUAUAAAGAUAACUUUCUUAUAAUCAGUCUCUUUUGAAUUUUCAGUACGUCGAUGGUUUACCUGAAGAUUGAUAAGUCGGCCUGUAGUUUAAUAUUAAUUAUGGUUAUAUUUUAGUUGUAUGCGGAUGUCAGUACUUCAUUAUUAUUGUAAAACUAUGUGCAAGUUUUUUAGUUAAUAUUGUAAAUGUAUUGAACGGUGCUGUUUGGAUUUGGUCGAUGAGCACUCGACGCCGACGCACAACACUACGGGAACAAUAUCGCGACCUACGAUGUUGUAUUGACAAUUUAAACAUAAUUUUGAUUAGAUAUUUUAUUUGAGAACAUUGAAAGGUUAUCAAAAUAUUAUUUAGUUUAAGAUCCGGUAUCGCUAUUUUGAAAAUAUGAUUUAAAUAAAAAUUGUGAGAACUUGAUUUUGUCUUUUUUAAUUACGAAUGAUUUGAAUGAACAAUUAUUCUGGCUAGGCCAUACUAUUAAAAAAUAAAUAUAUAAUGAGAAAAGAUAUGUUUCUUUGUGUGCUUAUUCAAUAAUAAGCUCCGAAAAUACUGAACUGAUUUGAAAAAUUCUUUAAAAUUUUAGAAUGUUACAUUAUCAAAAAUUCAAAUUUAUGUUUAUCCCUAACGGACUUUCUAUUUUUUAGCAUAAGUGAUGACCUCAAUAAUUUUGCCCGGUUUGGAAUGCUUCUUUUAAAAAAAAAAGGUAUGAUUUCAUAAAAUCGAAAUUUUUCAUAAUAAUAAAUAAAUAAUAAUAAUAAAUAUUUCCGACACUCACACCAAUUAGCCUAGCCCCAAAGUAAGCACUAUAAGGCUUGUGUUAUGGGAUGCUAGGGUAACUGAUAGAAUACAUAUAUAAGUAUAUUUAUAUAAAUACAUAUUAAACAUCCAUGACUGGAGUACAAAUGCUCGUAUUCAUCACACAAACAUCUGCCCCCACCGGGAUUCGAAUCCGGGACCUCUCGAGUCGGCGACAGCCAUGAAACCCGGCGUACAAACCACUCGGCCACGGAGGUCGUCAUAUUUUCAUAAUUUUCAUAUUCUUUUGAAAACAACUUCAAAAAUAUUGGAUAUUCCUAAAAAAUGAUAAACAACGAAGCAAACGGAAUAUGGCGGGGCAACAUCACGUAGGUUAGUACAGCUAUCGUGCUGUGGUCACGCAGUAUGAGGUUUGUAUUUGACGGGGUUCGAGAUUCGGAAUAUGGCGGGCAGCAGCGCGGCGAGGGUGGUGAAUAGCGCUGGCGCUGCAGUGGGGGGCACCACGAAGUGCAGCGUG
Molecule: messenger RNA, 8456 nt
Organism: Chilo suppressalis (striped riceborer)
Lineage: Eukaryota; Metazoa; Arthropoda; Insecta; Lepidoptera; Crambidae
Source: the annotation of a GenBank genome assembly